AUGUUUCUUGUACUUAAUGAACUCAAGAAUGUUGGUGAAGACAGACUCGCAAACUUCAACGCUUUGAAAUCAAUUAUUACGGAUAAUGAGAUUAGAAUUAAUGAAAAGAAUCAACCCAGAAGAACAGCUCAGAACGUUGCAAACUUCAUUUUCGUAACUAACAACGUCUACCCUGUCAAAAUUGAAGUUGGAGACAGAAGAUACGUAGUUUUAAGAGUUAAUGGUAAAUUCAAGGGUCAAUUUGAUUACUUCAAGAAUUUGAUGAAUUCAUGCACUAAGGAAUUUUAUGAUAAUUUACUGACGUAUUUUAUGCAAUAUGACCUUUCAUCAUUUAAUGUACGAAUCAUACCGAUGACUGAAGCCAAACAAGAUUUAAUUGAAUUAUCAUCAAAUCCUUUAGAUGUAUGGAUAAAUACACAUUAUGAUGAAUUGUGUGCAGGUAUGACGUGUGAAAAUGCUCUAUUCUGCAAACCAUCAGACAUGAAAGACAAAAACUUUCAAAUGAGUAUUAAGGAUAAAUGUGAUAGGAAACAUAGAAGAAUAGACGGUAAACAAACAUGGUAUUAUGUUUUGAAAGAAGAAAUGAAAGGAUUAUAUAAACAGGUUGAACCAAACGAUAAUGAGGAUUCAUUUACUGACGAUGAAAUACCUGUAAAUGAGCCGCUAAGCGGCGAGACCUGA
Molecule: messenger RNA, 681 nt
Organism: Trichomonas vaginalis G3
Lineage: Eukaryota; Parabasalia; Trichomonadida; Trichomonadidae
Exons: 1
Coding region: 1-681 (226 amino acids)
Source: RefSeq, a predicted model, not a curated record